Molecule: messenger RNA, 2281 nt
Organism: Fundulus heteroclitus (mummichog)
Lineage: Eukaryota; Metazoa; Chordata; Actinopteri; Cyprinodontiformes; Fundulidae
Gene: znf385d
Product: zinc finger protein 385D
Exons: 8
Coding region: 241-1545 (434 amino acids)
Cellular component (GO): nucleus
Molecular function (GO): zinc ion binding; nucleic acid binding
Source: RefSeq, a predicted model, not a curated record
GGGAGUACCAGAGUGAGGAGAGACAGAGAAGCUGAAGACAGCAGCGGUGUGCAGGGCGCAGAAUGCAGGCUGGUCACUGACUGCUGCUGCUGGACCGAACACACACACACUCACACACAUGCAUGGUCACACACACCUCUGAGGAGUGUAUGAGGCAUGCACACGCUGCUGCCUAUGGACACAAACACACUGGCAGGGCACCAGAGAGGAAAUACAGCGAACCCCCGAGCCUGAGGAGAUAUGGAGAGCAGCAUGUUCUUUGGUAACACAUGUCAAAAUGGCCUCUUGCCUACCCUGAUGCGUCCAACCUUGCCUGCUGUCCAGACCUCGCUGGGCAUGAAGCAGUUCCUCCCGUUUCCCUUGGACACGGCCUCAGCGGUCAGCCUUUUCCCAGGAUUCAACGCGAUGGACCCGGUGCAGAAAGCCGUCCUCCAUCACACCCUCGGCAUCCCUCCCACAGCCAAGAGGAAGCAUGUGUCCUGCAGCGUCUGCCAGCUGAGGUUCAACUCACAGAGCCAGGCCUUGGCCCACUACAAGGGAACCAAACAUGCCAAGAAGCUAAAAGCCCUGGAAACCCCGAAGAGUAAGCUCAAAGGCUCAGCAGUCACCAAGGAAACCGCCAACCCAGAGACCGCCAAGGGCAUCAACACCUUGCAGGUCCCCAACUGCACUGACAGGAAAGACGGUACCUCUGGAACAGCAACACCUUUUCUGAUCAGAUCAGCGAACCCCAUGGUGACGCCAGCCGUAUCCCCACCUGAACCAUUAUGCUCUUUAAAAGCGCCAGGUGACUCAGCAGACUCAGAGACUACCUCGGCUUCUCACGGAGAGGAAAAGCUGUCAAAGACGAACUCACCCUCAGAAACGGAUGUGGACCACGAGGGUGAAGCCGAGACGGAGACCGGGACGGAGACCGACGCAGAGACGGAGGAGGAGAAAGCCCGGCGCCUGCUUUACUGCUCGCUCUGCAAAGUGGCGGUCAACUCGGCAUCCCAGCUGGAAGCUCACAACAGCGGCACAAAGCACAAGACGAUGCUCGAGGCCCGGAGCGGCGUGGGCUCCAUCAAGUCUUUUCCCCGACCGGGAGUCAAAAGCAAAUUGGCCUCAUCCACCAAAUCAUCAACGGGCCUGCAGAACAAAACCUUUUACUGUGAGACGUGUGAUGUGCAUGUCAAUUCAGAGACUCAGCUAAAGCAGCACAUCAGCAGCCGGCGUCAUAAAGACCGAGCAGCAGGUAAACCAGCCAAGCCUAAGUACAGCCCCUACAGCAAACCCCAGAAAGGCCAGACCAAACAGCCGAUUAAGCUGAUAUUAGGAAAGGAACAUCAGUGUCGACCCCUGACGGCUCAGAUCCUUCCGGCUCACCUGGCAGCAGUGGCUGCCGCCGCCAUCGGGAACUCCUUCACGCACCGCACAAACCACGGCGCCAGCCCGACGCCCAGACCCGCCCUCUUCCAGACUCAGACGCUCCCUGCUGCACUGCUCCGCCCGGCUCCCGGGCCUAUCAGGACCUCUCAUCCACAAGUCCUCUUUGCCCCCUACUGAACCCCCCACCAUGUCAUCCGGAGUCAUUUCAGCCUCCUACUAUGCAUCUUCAUGCCAUGUUGGAACCGUCAGCGCUCACCUCCCCUCAUUUGGGUUAUUCAUUGAAAGCUGUGAAGCAACAGGAGCUUCUUGUGCUGGAUUUAUUUCUCUGGUCCCGACUGAACAAGCUUUCUGUGCCAUGGCUUACGUGACGGACCGACCCGGACCUACAGUACAUCAUACCGCAAUAAUGCAUAAGACUAACCCUGUGAACUAUGCAGUGUUAUUACAUCUUGAUUGGUAAAUAUAUGGUUGGGGAUCUAGUGCAUGGCACUAAAAUCUUUGCUGUCGUGGAAGAACAUUGUCACUCAUAAAUUAAACAGGUCGUUACUGGUACUGAGAGCUGGAGUAGCCCUCCUCUGUUCCUGUAUGCACUUUAAGCUCUUUCUCUGAUGUCUACAGUAGAUGGUUAGACUGUGUUAGAUGGUUACUGUGUGUCGUAAUGUGCUUUUUUUUUUUUUUUGCAUUUGUCUCUGCAUAUCUUUGUCUGUGGGAGAGUGUUGGUCCGUGUGUGUGUGUGUGUGAGUCUGUGAGAGUGUGUGUGUGGGAGAUAUUUUUAUCCAUCGUAUGCCGUUCCAGUUGUUAUCCAGCACCCACCGUCGCCGACUGUCUCCGGCCAGAGGGACCACAAAAGCUUGUUGUGUUAAUUGUUGUGUAAAAGAUGAACAAUUUCAAAUAAAAGAAUCCUAAUUUGUUA